Messenger RNA from Closterium sp. NIES-65, 1194 nucleotides. Lineage: Eukaryota; Viridiplantae; Streptophyta; Zygnematophyceae; Desmidiales; Closteriaceae. The record is from the annotation of a GenBank genome assembly.
AUGGACCGACCAGUGUUGCCCACCAGCGCCACCACCUGCCCUGCUCGCACCCUCUGCUGGGGUGAAGAGACGAGUGGAAACGGAGAGUGCAGGGGGGCGGGGGACGGGUGGGUGGGGAGGGAGAAAGCGUGUGCAGAUGCGACCCCAUGGACCGGCGGCCAGAGUUGCCCACCGGCACCACCACCUGCCCUGCUCGCACCCUCUGGGGGAGUCAAGCAGCGAUUGAAAGGGGGUGUUGAGACUGUGACGAGCACCAGCAGAGGUAGAGUGGUGCAUGACGCAGGUGGGGAGGCAGGAAUGCAGGAGUGCAGGAAGGUGGAGAGGGGUGCAUGGGAGUUCCUAAAGGCCACGCACCAGCUCCAUUACCUGCCCUGCAUGCAUGCUCUGGAGGAGUCAAGGGAGGGGAAGCGUGCAGUCAAGGGAGGGGAAGCGUGCAGUCAAGGGAGGGGAAGCGUGCAGUCAAGGGAGGGGAAGCGUGCAGUCAAGGGAGGGGAAGCGUGCAGUCAAGGGAGGGGAAGCGUGCAGUCAAGGGAGGGGAAGCGUGCAGUCAAGGGAGGGGAAGCGUGCAGUCAAGGGAGGGGAAGCGUGCAGUCAAGGGAGGGGAAGCGUGCAGUCAAGGGAGGGGAAGCGUGCAGUCAAGGGAGGGGAAGCGUGCAGUCAAGGGAGGGGAAGCGUGCAGUCAAGGGAGGGGAAGCGUGCAGUCAAGGGAGGGGAAGCGUGCAGUCAAGGGAGGGGAAGCGUGCAGUCAAGGGAGGGGAAGCGUGCAGUCAAGGGAGGGGAAGCGUGCAGUCAAGGGAGGGGAAGCGUGCAGUCAAGGGAGGGGAAGCGUGCAGUCAAGGGAGGGGAAGCGUGCAGUCAAGGGAGGGGAAGCGUGCAGUCAAGGGAGGGGAAGCGUGCAGUCAAGGGAGGGGAAGCGUGCAGUCAAGGGAGGGGAAGCGUGCAGUCAAGGGAGGGGAAGCGUGCAGUCAAGGGAGGGGAAGCGUGCAGUCAAGGGAGGGGAAGCGUGCAGUCAAGGGAGGGGAAGCGUGCAGUCAAGGGAGGGGAAGCGUGCAGUCAAGGGAGGGGAAGCGUGCAGUCAAGAGAGGGGAAGCGUGCAGUCAAGGGAGGGGAAGCGUGCAGUCAAGGGAGGGGAAGCGUGCAGUCAAGGGAGGUGAAGCUAAACGAGAGGUGAGGAGAGGGGAGUGUGCGGAGUGA